Messenger RNA from Colletotrichum gloeosporioides, 6384 nucleotides. RefSeq lists its product as uncharacterized. The transcript is spliced from 3 exons. The record is from RefSeq and is a predicted model, not a curated record. The coding region runs from base 1 to 6384 and encodes 2127 amino acids. Lineage: Eukaryota; Fungi; Ascomycota; Sordariomycetes; Glomerellales; Glomerellaceae.
AUGACACUCCAAGAUAUCCUCGCUCCCAACUUGUGCCGCUACAAGGCGCAACUGGACGGAGAGUACGUCUCUACUCGAGUUGUUACGCACAAUGGCACUACAAUCGCCGUCGCCUUGGCCAAGGCAAAGAAUGGCGUUCUGUCAUUCAACUAUUCAAUCCUCGAUACUGCAGCUGGCAGUCAGAUGGACAAGGAGCAGGCGUCGAGCACAGCCGCGAUGGACGAAAAGCCUGACUCGAAGUGCUGGUUCGUUAACGUGAAGACACUGAAUUUUCCGUCAGAGGUCAGGGUUAUCGGUGAAGAGGCCGUUCCUGUCUACCAGAUCCCCGCAGUCGAUCGAAGCAACCGAAAGACUGUCCGAUCGCCGGCUCAUGGGCAGAAGCUUGACGAAUGGCUCUCCUCCUCCUUAUGCCUCAUUGACCAGAACGUUUUAGACUUCCAACUACUUUCCGACGGUCGUUAUGUGUACUUGUUCCGUCAGAGUGCACCGAUGGAGAAUGGGUUUCCGAACCAGUUCAUGAUAGAAGGAGACGCCGGAAGACCCCCAGUAGACCGCAACCUACUCUGUGACCGCUUCAUACUUGUUGGUUCAAGUCUCGAUCAGCCUUUGGAGGCUCGAUAUCAGCGUAGCCGACAGAAACAGAUCCCGCUGAACGACCAGGAUACCCUCAGUGUCAAGGACAUCAAUGACGAACCGUUCUAUGAACCAACAUAUUCACUGAGAUUCGUCCAGGACCUUGAACUCGGUCGCUUUUGCGUCCUCCGAGCCCCCACCAUGAUCAACAACGUGGCCAAGUGGAUGAUAUUCGCCUACUCCCACAAGACAGGAGAGGUGGAGUGCUUGACCACUGAUGUUUCGUCAAACGGUCUAUUUGAUCUCCAUGGCCAUGUUUACUACACUUGCAAAGUGAAGGAGCAUGGCAAGGUGUUUGCCAACGGCCCAGGGCCUUGUACGGCCACAAGAAAGGACGACGGGAGGAUAUGUGGCAAGGCGCGGGUCCCAAUCUUGCCCAAGACGCCCGCAUCAAAGCGUUCGGUGGAGCUGAGCGAUCAAAAUGGACUCGUUCUACAAAAUCAAGAUCAUCCGGAGAUAAUAGGCCUACUGGAGGGCUUCACACUCGAGGUCUGGGUCUGGGUGCAGCCGGAAGAUUCCAUAAAUGACACUGGAAACUUAGCAGAUGGAUCUGUCAAAGGAGGCUUCUCUCUUUUUCGCUUCUCCCAGAAUUGUCCCGGAGUGUUCAUUAACGACAAGUGUCAUGUGGAGAUUCGGAAACCUGGGGAGGAUGAUGCUCUCGUUGCGUCAGGUGCGGCUCUUGAAGCGAAAGUUUGGAGUCACGUCGCCAUCACCUACGAUCCAAACACUUUGAGUUACGCAAUCAUAAUCAACGGCGUGAUUUCUGGAUCUAUCACCAGUGAAUUACGCCCUGGAGCUCUAUUGGGUUUUGGACCGCAGUCAAAUGGAUCGUCAAGUUGCUUCAAAGGACUCUUCGACGAAAUGCGUUUAUGGCGUCGUCCGCUCCAUCCUUCGACCAUCAAGUCCAAGAUGCACUCCCGCGCCACAGGUCUCGAACUGGAUUUGAAGUCGUGCUGGCACUUUGACGAAGGUUCCGGCAUGACAGUCUUCGAUGCGACCAGCAACCAUCAUCUAACGAUUACUUCAACUGAAGGAAGAACGACAUCUCCAGACGUCUGGCAAACUUCCUCUGCGCCAAUGGUGGGAAGCCACGGCAUCGCGCGCAAGGUUCUACGCGUACCAUCUUCAGUGAAGACCACAGGCGGUCUCUGUGCCACAGUCUACAACGAGCAAGUCGCCGUAUCAGAGGAGAAGGCCAACACGAAUGAUGGAUCGAGCUCGACGCCAGAUGCUGGUGGCAAUGAUGAGCCCAAGAACAUGAAGCGUGGUGCCAGAGUGCUACUGGGCUUUGUUGUCAACGACAAAUCCCCUCCACGUUUGGCCAUCCUAGACUUCUGCUUACUUUCGGACGGUACACUUUGCGAUAUGCCCGCGUUGAUACCUUUGCCAACUCUGAGCAUGCCAUAUCCGACUUCUGGAGACACAUCGCCCCAUCAUGAUUCAUUGGAUGUGUCUACGGCGCUCCUAUACGUUGGGGGAGAGGGCUUAGAGAUCUUCGGAGGGAUCCUUCCACUGGAUACGGUCGAAUGUGAGCCCUCUGUGCCAUGCGCCUUUGAAUCUGGCACGGGAAGCGUGACAAUCUUCUUCAAGGGCAAAAGUCUUGAUAGAUGUUCAUUCUCGGCUCUCAAAUACAACAUAUCUCGCAAAGUUAUAGCCACUGAACUCUCGGCGUCAAUCCUUGGUGGUCACAGAGGCCUACUAUCGACGAGCAAGCUCCAGCAGGCUGUUAACGUAGUCUUUGAGACGAAACAAUGUCCAUGGGCAGUGGACGGCUUAGCUGUCGAUCUUACUCUGACAGCGAAUAUGCCCGACGGCAAUAAGAUAAUCGAGACAUGGGCAGGACUCCCAUCACAGAUCGACAAGUUUUGCAGCCUGAUCAACGGUUCAAAGCCAAAAGGUUGCAAAAUUGGUACGCUACUUGAGCUGAAUGACAUCACGAAAACCGGCUACGCAAGUUCCAAAAUACCGUCCGUGGCAAUCAGCCUUCAAGCAGGCUCUAAAUCCCCCGUUGAGGCAGGAACAUUUCUCAGCAUCGGUAGUCGAGGCUACUUUGUUCUGCAAGAUGCCAAGAUUGGAGACGAGGUUCUCGUGGCCAAUUUGUUCGUCGAUAAGAGACCGGAAGGGAAGCCGCCUAAGAAAGGCCUCUUUGUACUAUCUUCGACUUACGACCACGAAGAUUUAGUCAAAUGCGAGGGCAAGCCUACCGGAGAUUUUAGAAAAGGAUCUGGAAUCGUCAGUAUGGCUUGGUCCCCAGCUGCGGUGGCCAGUGGUCAAGCUGCCACAUCAUCAUCAGCAAAGCUUCAAGUAUCUGGUACUAGCUACAUCACGGGCAAUGGCCAGAGUCCAAGCUUUGGCUCUCCACCUCGCUCGACCUCUCUCCGACUCGACGGUAGAACGGCUUACUCAAUGCUUGAAGAUACGGUUGCCACAGCUGCUUGUGCUGGAAUAUGCUUCGAAACUUGGAUCAAGGCCGAAUCGAACUCGGAAGACACCAUCGUAGUUGCUUAUACAUCAGAGCGAUUGCCACGGGCCGAUGGGUUUUCCAAAGAAGAACAGAAGUUUAUCCUUGGCAUCACGCAGCCACCAGACGGCAACGACACAUAUCACAUAGUCGGCAGUAUCAACGACUCGCAGUUCAUGAUCAAAGACCCCUCGGUCCUGAAACCGGGUCAUUGGUCACAUUUGGCAUUUUCAUCCAGCAGCACAUUUGCAGUUCGAUUCUCGGGCAAUGGAUACAUCGACCUCGGUAAAACGGAGCAAUGGAAUGUCUCUGACUUCUCACUAGCUUUUAGCCUUCAGCUCAACGAGAAAGUUGACCACGAACAGCCCAUUCUUGUCAAAGGCGACAGCAGCUCGGCUCCUACGCCUCUGAAAAUUGAAAUCACGAAAGACGGAAACAUUCGCCUCUCUCACUGGGCCGCGGAUGACGGUGGGAGCAACGUGCGGCAACGAACAUUUGAAUCGAGAGCUGCCUUGCUUACGGGCCAGGCAUACAAGAUAUUUAUUUCUCGCAAGGCGGUCCAAGUUCCAGCGGACAACAACAUUCCGAAAACAUGCCAGGUGGUUACCAUGCGCGCGUGGCGUCUGAAUGGAGAGUGUGACAUUGAAUUUUCUCCAGAAACCGAGGAUAGAUUCGAGCAACUGUCAGAAUUGAUGGGGGAAAACUCUCCCCGUCAAAUCCAUGGCGCUGUGCAGGGAAACGAGGCAUCCCUCUGUCUCGGUGGUGCACGAUGGACCGAGACACAGGGACUACAAGGCAUCGUCGGAUCCGUACAACUAUACUCCUCGGCCAUCCAAACCCCUGCAUCUCCUUUGGAGCUGUGCAGGAAGGCGGCACAUGACGACAGUCUGAUAGGUUCAUGGUCCUGCCGCGAACCGGGAGGAUUCAGUCUUAUCGAUGAUCUCGGCCGUAACAACGGCAAGCUUCAAGGUGAUCUUGAUUGGGUUGUCGGUCCGUACAAGUCGGAUUAUACACUUUCAAUAUUUCUCAACGCCAUUCGAGUGAAUCACGGGCAGCCGGAUGUCUCCGGAAAGACCCUGCUCGACCAAGCGACUCCUGCAGGACCGCACCAACUGUCAGUUGGAAACAUCUUAGUGUCCAAUGAAGACGACGACGACUCUCGAUUCCUAGGCCUUGAACAAGGAUUCUGUGGCGAGCUAGAUGAGUUGCGCAUUUGGAACGUGCCUAGAACUAGCCAAGAAGUCUGCGACUCAAUGAAUACGUCUCUGACUGAGAUUUCGGGGGAUCUUGCUGUCUAUCUGCCAUUCCACGACGAGAAAGCGGACUUGGAUGCAUUGGAAAGGUCGCAUCAGAAUCUGACCUCUGUUCUCACCGACGCUUCAGUUAAUUGCUGGCACUUAACACCCCUUUCUGGAGCUGUCACAACCACAAGAGCGUCCGAGGCCCCGGUCGGCCAUGAUUCUCCGUGUGUUAACCAUACACUGGGUGCCAAAGUUCACCCACCUCAUGGAGCCGACAUUAGAGCUGGACCCUCAGUGGCUGAAUACGGCGAAAUGGAAAUCAGUUCCAGCGGAAACAUGGAAGGCAGUUAUAAGCGGGCAUACUCUUACAUCGAAGAAGGCGGAGACUGGUGCCUUGUAACGGGCUUCCGCAUCGGUGCGUUGAAGACUGAGUGGGUUAGUCAAGUCCAGACCUCGCCGACACUCAUCGGCUUCAUUGAGGGCGCACCGCCACUGCCCAUCGAAAGCUUUACCGACAGAGACAGGCCGCCGACGACAUCCGUGAAAUUCGAAAACAACACUCGCUGCACGUACACGUACAGUGCCCGCUCCGAGAGUACUAUAAGCGCCGAGCUGUCUUGGUCGAAGGGCGCUGGAAUCAAGUGGGACGUCGAGGCUGGCGUGGCCGUCCAGACCGAGAUAAGCGAAGGCAAAACCAGGGGCUCAGUGAGGCGCGGAAUUGAUACCUCAUGUGGCAAAGUCAACAACGAAGUCCAUACGUCGACGACAAACAGCAAUUUGGAGAUGGCGGUUCAACUUACAAGCAUCUGGAAGGAAAGCACCAGCGAUGACAAUGACUCGAAGAGUGAGGGAUUUGAACCUGUCAACACGGGUCUUGCGCUUGUCGAGAGUGAGGUUGCCGAUGUUUUUGCGCUUCGACUCCAGAUGCGUGGGUCAAUCGCACCCGUUGUUGCUUAUCAGCUCCGACCCAACCCGGAUAUUCCCAAGGACCGCAACUUGAUAUCUUUUAAUAUCAACCCGAAAUACACCAAACAGGGCUGCCUCGAUGGUCGACACGGGUUGAAGAAUGAUCCGGACUAUCCUGCUAUGGCAUCAGCCCCGAAAGAUGCGUCGUACUAUAAGCCAGUUGAGGCCUACGCACUUCGCGAGCGCAUUAGACGCGCGGAGGAGCAACUCCAGGGAGAAUAUGAUCGGCGAUCGGUUGCCCCUGUGAAUUACCUUACAGACCUUCCACAGCGUACGCAUCGAAACAUCUGCAACGCGUACGUCUGGACGGCCGACGGAGGUACGUUCCAGGAGACACGUUCGACUCUUGACAUGGUCCAGUCGGAGAUAGGAGGCAAUCUGGACUACAGGAAUAGCGUAGGUGCUUCAGUUGAGACAGAAGUAUCGAUCGGUAGCUUGCUUACCACCGGUACUGUCGAUGCUAUGGCUAGCGCUCAUUUCAAUUUUGUGAUCACAAAGGAGAAGGCAUCGGAAGAAGGCUUCGAAUUGGUCACUGAGUUGCCCCCACCAGUCGACCUUAGGUGUCAAGAUCCGGACACGGGCGAAUAUAUCAAAAGGGCUGGUGCCGUUGAUGCGUAUAGGUGGAUGAGCUUCUGGCUUGAGCCAAGCGUGGAGGCAACGGAUACUUUCUUCGAGCACGUUCUCAAUCACGCCUGGCUUGAGCAGUCACCGGAGCCCAAUGCCCAACUGUUGCGGACUCUGCGCGAGGGCCUGAAGAAUGAAACUGGCAACGCGCGAACGAAGGCCUGGCGCGUCCUGCAUCGCUGCACAUAUGUCAGCCGCAUACCCGAGAAGAUUGAGCCCCGCCCAAGGGCCGCGAUGGCUCUCAAGGAACAAAAGCCAUCGACGCUUUUGGCAGACAUUGGAUGCAAUUGGCUUUUGAUCCAGAAGUUGGAGCCAUUUGCCCGCGAUGCUGUUUCGCGGGGAAAUCUCGCGACCACUUUGAAGCCUCACGUUCUGAGGUUCUUCCCGACCCUGAUCGCCCAGAGUCGUUUGUACAACCAGGUGCUGGACAUGUUGGCAGAUUAUGUUGGACUGUCUUGA